GGGAGUUGAUCAACUUGAUCGAGACUGCCGGCUGCGCAGUCGGCAAGGCGGAAGCUGGAGAGGACUUACAGCGCCGGAUCAACCUCAUUGGUGGCACCACGACAUGGCCUCAAGAUGACCACAUCUACCACAUCUCUCAGGAUCAAGGUUGCAUCAGUCCCGAGACGGAGAAGCAGCGUACCCAUAAGCCACGCUUACACCGUUGAGAUAGAGUAUUCCUCCGAAGACGAGAUCGAAGAUCGACUGGCACACAUGCUGAGCGCAUACCGAGCGUUUUACCUCGAGCCGGACGAAAGGGAACCGCAAACCUUGAGAGAUGCGGUUGAUGCGCGAACAAGUCGACGCAUCCUCAAACGGAUCUUCCAUGACCAUCUAAACUCAGCUGAAGAUGAGGAUCUCCUGUUGCAGAGGGAGGAGGAAGACGUCUUGGAUAUGCUGUUGAGAUGGGUUCGAGAGACGCAGAUGCCGUCUAGACUCUGCAGAGAAACUUUUGACGAGUUGGCUGGGUGUGUCGGCCGUCUCGAUAAUCUCGCGAGUGCAUUGUUCGUCAAAGGCGUUUACUUGUCCUUCGAAACUAAAGACGGCUCAAUGUUUAUGGUACACCUGCCUCCCAAGGGGUUCAAUGAUGCCAAACAGUGGGAUUUUGGCGAAGUCUACGACGUGUUUGGUGGUCUUGGCCAGAUCGAUAAUCGUUCAGAGAGCAAACCUAUUGUGGCAACGGAUAGUCAAAGGCGACUUGACUAGCGAAGAGUUAGCAAGAAAAGGACAUCAACACCCCCAGACUGAUAACUGAAAACCAGUUUCCUGUCAGGAGGUGGGGGGGAGAGGAUGACAAAGAGGAAGAGAAAACGGAAGAAGAGGAAACGGGUGCUGGGGUGGGAAGAGAGCCUUGAAGAGCAAAGGGAGCUGCUGUUUAUUGUGGUUGUUUCCUAUUGACGUCCAAGACAAGCUUGCCGGCCUGCCAGAUGUCUCUAGGCGUCGGAAAGGGAGCUGCUAAGAAGGGAA
Parathielavia appendiculata is the source of this 1005-nucleotide messenger RNA. RefSeq lists its product as uncharacterized. NCBI's taxonomy places the organism in Eukaryota, Fungi, Ascomycota, Sordariomycetes, Sordariales, Chaetomiaceae. The transcript is spliced from 3 exons. The record is from RefSeq and is a predicted model, not a curated record. The coding region runs from base 115 to 744 and encodes 209 amino acids.